Molecule: messenger RNA, 9744 nt
Organism: Copidosoma floridanum
Lineage: Eukaryota; Metazoa; Arthropoda; Insecta; Hymenoptera; Encyrtidae
Gene: ctrip
Product: E3 ubiquitin-protein ligase ctrip
Biological process (GO): DNA damage response; proteasome-mediated ubiquitin-dependent protein catabolic process; protein polyubiquitination
Cellular component (GO): nuclear speck
Molecular function (GO): ubiquitin protein ligase activity; zinc ion binding
Source: RefSeq, a predicted model, not a curated record
UUCAGCAGUCAGAGAGAGCCCACAACAGUAUGUACGAUAAUACACAAAAGUAAAUGAUAACCUGUGCAGUGUGCGUCGUACCUUGACAGUACUUGCAUGCCGUGUUUUGCUGAUAUCAGCACUUUUAUAGCACGGGGACAAUACUUAUCUCAACGGCCUCCUACCUGUCGAUCUACCCCAUCAUCUUUCGACCUGUGUGUGUUUGUAAAUUAAACUCCAGUGGCAAUUUUCGGCAGUUCUGAUAUAGUUGAAACCAACGAAAGUACAAUUGUAAUCAGUGAGUUUGCAAUUUUUUAUUUUAUUUUUUUUUUUAUUUUGUGCCUGCGAUCAUCGACAGCACCAGCAGAGAGAAAGAGUAUAGGACGCGUCGGAGUCGAGAAGAGUAGAAGCCAGUCCACGGGAAAAGUGUAAAGCAUAACUCGCGAGAGACACGACGCGUCCAAAGAGGUGGGCCAGGGGAGGAUGGGGCUCGAGAUUAUUGCACGAGAGGAGGAGCCCGUAGGCUGUAGCUGCUGUGCCGUCGUCGUCGUCGUGUGAGAGGUAUCUGCUCUCUCUCGAAAAAAGAUUUAAAAAAAAAAAAAAAAAACCGGGGAGGACGGCGAAGAGUAUGUAAGAAAGAAUUAAAAAGGAGAAGAGAACAGAAGAAGAGUGUGCAGGAUAUCGCGUGUGGGUAUACGCCACUACCACCAUCGUGCACGUAAACACCGUUCGGAGGAGAGGAAGGGAAGAAUAAAAAAAAAAAAAAGCUCGCUGUCUUUCCUCGUCGUCGUUGGAGUUGGAACCUGCGCGACGAGAACUCACGGUGUAGGAGAGAUACAUGCACGACGACGACGACGACGACGACGGGGUACAGAUGCCGAGAGAUAGGAUGCACGGGCACGCAGAAAGGAGUUGAAGAACCAUGAAUUCACAAUAGAAUAGUGGCAUGAGUCGUUUAAUCUAUGGCAGAUCAACAAGAUCAUUUGUCGUCCGGGGGGUCUGUAGCGAAGGCUUCAGCAGACACCUCUAAGUCUAAGGGGAAAAGCUCGAGCAGUGGUGGAAGUAGCGGGUUCAGAAAACGUCACAACAGCAACACUGUACAAGUCACUCUUGAAGAGAAAAAACGCAGACAAGUUGCUGGUGACCCGCACCCCCAGCAGGCACUAAAUAAUAAAAAUCAGCGUCCUGUUGAAAAUACUAAAGGAGAAGGAAGAUUGAGGAAUGAGCGUAGAAACAAUGGAGCUGGUCUAGAAUGCUUGUUCGAUACAGAUUGGAGACAGCAGCAGCAGCAAAGAACGCACCAGACUAAUUACAGCUCUACUGGUAACAGCACAAGAGCACGCAGCUCGAAAAACAAUAAUCACUCGUCCGAAUUAAAUUUGGCGCCGAUUGAUUGUGUGGCCUCACGCACUCGAUCCCACACUCCUCAAAAUCGACAGAAUAACUAUCUUAUCAACAAUCAAGUACCCGAACUGAAUAGUGCCUGUGAUUCGUCUUCGUCAAUCUCGUUGCAAGUUAGCAAUCACAGGAGCAGUAGUAGCAAAAAGCCCGCCCAUCACUUGCUGUAUAAUACUAAUUCAAAUACUGUGGUCACGGGUCAUCCUUUAUCAUCCAGAAGUAAUAGAGGCACAAAGAUGAGCGAAUGUCUGGAAGGAUUCGUGUCCGCUGUCAAAGCGCUUUUUCCGAUAUCAGCGCAAACCUAUCAUCAGGAAGGCUCAAAGGGCGUUCAGGGUGGCAGCAGUUGUAACGUCAACGGAAGCUCGAGCUCGUCCACGCUCGGCAGCAACAGUGCCAGCAGUAGCAGCAACAACAGCGUCGUCAUUGUCGGUGGCAGUGGCAACGGAGGCGGAGGCAGCGGUGGUUAUCAUCAGACGCUGGGUGCCAAGGCCAGCAUCAGAGUGGGUAACACGGCCAGCAACUCCUCGGCGGAGAGCGGUGGUGGCGGCGGGGCCUCCUUGCACGCGGCUGCGGCGGUGCACGAGGCUGCCGGGCUAGCUGCAGCCAAUUCUGGCAGCGGCUACCCCAGCCAUCAUCACCACCAGCAGCAGCAACAACAACAACAACAACAACAACAACAGCAACAACAACAACAACAACACCACCAACAGUCGCAGCCACAGCACCACCACCACCAUCAUCACCACCAUCACGCCGUCCCGAGUAGUAGUAAUAGUAUUGGCAACAGCAGCGUAGCCGUCGUCGCGGCCACUGCUGCCACAUCGUCGUCGGUUUCCUCCUCCACGUCGUCCUCAGCGGCAGUUGUAUCGCAGCAGCAGCAUCAUCAUCACCAUCAGACGUUCAGUAGCAACGCGACGCUAGCAGCCAACUUGGCCGCUGCAGCCGCGGUGCUCAGCAGUACGUAUCAACAGCCGCCCCUGCACAAACAUCUGCUGCGCUCACGGGUCAAGCUUGGUAACGAUCACGUCAAGGAGCUCGGCCAGGCAUCCGGAAAAUCCCAGGGCAAGUACCACAAGAAGGACAGCUCGUCCAGCUCUGCUUUUAGACACCGUUCCUCAUCACGGGCUCGGAAGUCAACGCUCGAGAGCAGUGCCGGAAGCGGAGCGAUCAGUGCCGGGCUCGGUUCCAGCGGUGGCAGCCACGGUAUGUCAAGUAGCGACCCGUUGUCGAGCAAUACUGGCGCCAUUGGUAGCAACAACAUGGGUGGAGCCGGAAGUGGAGUACCACCAAGUUCCUCAUCGAUUUCCUCAUCGUCCUCCUUAGCAGGAGGUGCAUCGUCUAUGACGCCACUGCCAGCACCGCCUGCGCCGGAUGACGAUUCUAAUUCUCAAGGCAGCGGCACGGGUACUGUGAGCGCUGGUGCAGCUAGUGGAGGUCCCUCUGGACUGGCAAGCGGUGGUGCUGCCGCGGCAGCUGCUGCUGCUGCCGCGGCCGCCGCUGCAGCCGCUGCCGCAGCCGCUGACAGUGAGAGCGAUGACGGCGAGGUUGGCCAACUACAGGCACUGCUGGAAGCCAGAGGUUUGCCUCCACACGUGUUUGGUGCACUCGGGCCCAAAAUGCAGCAUCUGCUCAACCGGAGUAUGGGGAGUAUGGGAGCUAGCUCGGCACAUUUAGCCGCAUUGUACACUACAGUUUCAGCUGCGAAAGCUCAGCAGCUUUUGACGGGCCUGCAAGCCGAUGAUGAAGGCGAACAGCUCCAAGCUGUCAUUAGCAUGGGUGAGAUACUUGUGAUGGGCAACGAGGAUACGCUCACGGGUUUCCCGGUAAAGCAGGUCGUUGCUGCGCUCAUCAAUCUUUUGAGUAUUGAGCACAAUUUCGUGAUAAUGACGCAUGCUUGCCGAGCACUGACCUACAUGAUGGAGGCGUUGCCGCGCUCUUCGACCGUCGUCGUCGAUGCAGUACCCGUCUUUUUACAAAAGCUCGAGUCGAUCGAGUGCAUGGACGUUGCCGAGCAAUGUCUCACGGCACUCGCCAUGCUCUCGCGUAGACACAGCAAAACUAUUCUCCAUGCGGGCGGUGUGUCGGCGUGUUUAAAGUUCGUUGAUUUCUUUAACAUUACCGCACAGCGCGCAGCCCUAACGAUCACAGCAAAUUGCUGUCAGAACCUGCAUCCUGAUGAUUUCCAUCUCGUCACGGAGAGUCUGCAACUUCUCACCAGCAGAUUGACUAACCAGGACAAGAAGAGCGUCGAGUGUGUGUGCCAAGCGUUCAGCCGGCUGAUUGACAGUUUCCAGCAAGACGAGGUGAUGCUAUACAAAAUAGUGAAUACCGAGCUCUUGCAAAAUCUUCAACAGCUGCUGAUGAUCACGCCACCGGUGAAUAGCGUUGGCAACUUCAUCACUGUACUGAGAAUGCUGUCUGUGAUAUCGAAUCGCUGCUCUGACCUUGCGAUACUGCUGCUCCAGCAGAACAUAGCAUUUACCUUGAGUUAUCUGCUGACCGGCUCGCUGGACGUAAAAAUAGAGGAUGUCGAACUCGUACCGCGUUCGCCGCAGGAGCUCUUCGAAAUAACUUGUCUGAUCGAGGAGCUGAUGCCGCCACUGCCGACAGACGGCAUCUUCAAUGUAGAUAGUUUACUCGAUAGAUCGAGCAGUCAACAAGAAACAGUGCAAUGGGAGUGGCGCGAUGAAAGACAGUGCUGUCAUCCAUUUAGCGCCAUUGACUCGAGAAUAAUUGAGAUGGCAUUUCAAAAUGGAGAAGAUGAAAUUUGUCUAUCCACUCUUGGACGAACUUACACCAUAGAUUUAACUGUGAUGAAACAAAUCAAUGAAGAUUUAGGAGUCGCGAGAAGUAUAUUCCGUAGAGUAAAUACUCAGCCCACUGAAGGUGAUAAUGCACAGUCGUCAUCAAAUGGCCCGUGCGUUGUACCUCAGAUGAUAAAAAUUAACGAGUGGGUUGUGAGCUUUAUACGAACAUUGUUUUCGGUGUUAUAUGAAGUCUACAGCAGUUCGGCCGGGCCAGCAGUUAAAUGUAAAUGUUUACGAGCGUUACUGAGAAUGCUGUAUUACUCUUCGAGUGAUCUUCUAAAAGAAAUGUUGAAAAAUCAAGUAGUUUCGUCUCACAUUGCGGGUAUGCUGGCUUCACAAGAUUUGAGAAUAGUCAUUGGAGCUCUGCAGAUGGCCAACAUUCUAAUGACUAGGUUACCUCAAGUAUUCCGAGUUCAUUUUCAUCGUGAGGGAGUUUUACAUCAAGUACGUCAACUAGCUGAUCCAGAUAUUCCUCUUGGAGUAUCGCCACCCAAGUGUCCUUCUGGUGCAUUAUCAAGUCCCCAACCAGGACCAUCAAACACUCCUCUAUCUUCCAUCGCGACGUUGUCGUCCAGCAGUGCUACAUCCCCCAUUGCUUCACCCACAACAAAUGGUAAUAUAAUGUUCGGUGCUGUUGCCACAAGCCAAAUGAAGCCAAAUGUCGCUGCCACAAUGGAAACUCGCAGUCGAACCGACAUGAACGUCAAUAUAGAGGACGCAUCCGCCACACCACCUAAUGCUCACCUAAAUGAUAAAACUUACAGAAGGAUUGGCGAUGUACUAAAAAGAAAACGACAGAACAAAAAGGGCAAGUUCCAGAGAUUGGCGAGUACUACACCUCAGCAGCCAUUGCCACAACAGCAGCAGCCUCAACAACCACAACAGCAACAGCCAGCGGAACAGUCACAAUUUGCUGUAUUCGCAUCGAAAAAUAGUAGCCGCUUCUUGGGCAACCUGAACCCCGCACGUUGGGGAAAAAAAUCCUCAUCACCAAGCAAUACGAGUGAUAAACGCGACUCGAGCUCUUCAUCCAGUCUGUCCAAGCCUUCUAGCAAUCAGAGCCUAACCGGCAAUAACCGUGAGAAAGCCAAGGCUUGGGUACGUGAAGAAGCCCAGCAGUUCUUAAUCAGGUAUCAGCUCGACUCACCAUGUACGCACCCCGCCCUUACCGUGCUGUCAAGACUUACCGCAGCUAUUCAACGUCUACAGUCCAAUGAUAUGGAAGAAGUGUACUCAGCUCUUACUGAACUUCGUGAUGUUGUUCUGGAAAGUGAUAUUUCGCCGUUUGAAAUGAAUCACAGUGGUCUGAUCAAAGCUUUGCUCAACUUCCUCACUACGUCAGAGGGAUCUGGAAAUAGAUACGAUCGCCUUAGGAUGUUUUGGAAAUUGUUUGCCGAAUCUACAUUACAAAGAGAUCCAUCAAACUACAGUCCGGGAGCGUUUGGUGCUCUUGUGUCUAAAUUAAGUAGUUGUGUGUCUCAAUUAGAACAGUUCCCAGUCAAGGUGCAUGAUCUCCCCGCAGGAUCUGGAGCUGGUAGAGGUGGGACUAGUGCUUUGAAAUUUUUCAAUACACACCAACUUAAGUGUAAUCUUCAACGUCACCCUGACUGCAAUAAUCUUAAACAGUGGAAAGGUGGAACUGUAAAGGUGGAUCCAUUAGCUCUGGUUCAAACUAUAGAGCGCUACUUGAUGGUUCGGGGAUACGGUCGGAUUCGCGAUGCUGAUUCAAUGGUCAGCGAUGAUGACAACAGUGAAGAUAAUGUAACUGAAACCUUCGCUGUUGAAACAAAUCAUGGUUCGGUGAAGCACAAGUUACAAUUCAUAAUUGGAGAAGAGAUUUUACCAUUCAAUAUGACUGUUUAUCAAGCCGUAAGGCAGUUCAGUUGUCCCGGAAUCGAUCACUCAGAGACCGAUGCAGACAGUGAACCACCUCUUGGUCAUGAUGCAGUUUGGGUCCAAACACACACUAUAUACUACAGGCCAGUACCAGAAGAAGAAUUAUCUGCAUCUUCAAAGCCUGGUUCAAGCUCGCAAUCUAGCAGUCGUAAGGGAAAGGGAAAGAGUACAAAAAUAAGCUCAAAGAGGAAGGAGGACUGUUUGUGGCUGGAAGGGACGAUACCCCAGCAGCGUUGUCCACUUUCGCCAUAUUUGUUCCCAAGCUUGUCGCCUGUGGUCAGCAUCAGUGAUGCAUCCCUUGACGGUUUAUGCCUGUCGCGUCUCUUGUACGCCAUGAAUCGCUCCUGGAGCGUUCUAUUCCCGCAUACCAAGAGCUUUAGCCUACUUACGCCACAUGAUUUUAUUAACAGUAAAAUCGCGGCUAAAGCCAGCAGACAACUGCAAGAUCCGCUUGUUAUUAUGACAGGCAAUCUUCCAUCAUGGUUGCAACAAAUUGCUUCAGUGUGUCCAUUUUUAUUCCCAUUCGAGACAAGACAACUACUAUUCUACGCGACGUCUUUUGAUCGUGAUCGAGCUCUACAGCGUCUUCUCGAUUCAGCACCAGAAUUAAGUGGCUCUGAUAGCCAAGAGCGCGUGACACCGAGACUGGAUAAGAAAAAACGAACAAUUUCGAGAAGUGAUAUUCUUAAGCAAGCUGAACAAGUUAUCCAAGAGUUGGCGUCGUCUAAAGCUCUGUUGGAAGUGCAAUAUAACAAUGAGGUUGGAACUGGUCUUGGACCUACCCUAGAGUUUUACGCCUUGGUAUCUCAAGAACUGCAGCGCGCUGACUUGGAAUUAUGGCACGGUAGUUUGAGUCCUACGGAACAAGGAUAUGUAAAUACGGUACAAGGACUAUUUCCUGCACCAAUCCCAUGGAACACGAAAGCUUCACAUCUCACUAAACUAAAGACUAAAUUCAAGUUUUUGGGAAAAUUCAUGGCUAAAGCGAUCUACGAUUCGAGGAUGUUGGAUCUCCCAUUCAGUUUAACCUUCUAUCGUUGGCUAUUGGGUGAAGAAUAUGCACUUACUUUGGCGGAUCUCGCUUAUGUUGAUCAAGAUGUGUAUCGUACGCUUUGUAAAUUACAAGACACAGUGAGACGGAAAGAGAUUAUAGAGCGCGAUCAGAAUUUAAGACACAACGAAAAAUCUCUGCUUAUAGAGGCGCUAGAUUUAGAUGGCUGUCAUAUAGCCGACUUAGGAUUUGUUUUCCAACUACCCGGCUACGACAAUAUUGAGUUAAGAAAAGGCGGUAGCGAUAUCAACGUUACAAUUCACAAUGUCGAUCAAUACGUAAAGCUGGUGGUUCAUUGGUAUCUCUACGAAGGAGUCUUCCGGCAAAUGGAAUCUUUCCGAGAAGGUUUUGAGUCUGUUUUCCCACUCGCCCAAUUACGUCUAUUCUUCCCUGAAGAAUUAGAAGCCGUGUUCUGUGGUCACUCACAAACGGGAGGAAAGUGGGACAUUAAGACGUUAUCCGAUUGCUGUCGAACCGACCACGGUUACACGCCAGACUCACGAGCUAUACGUUUCUUGUACCACGUCAUGUCUGAGUAUAACAGUGAAGAGCAAAGACAGUUUAUCCAGUUUGUCACUGGCUCUCCAAGGUUACCUGUUGGUGGUUUUAAGAGUUUAACGCCACCUCUUACAAUAGUACGGAAAACAUUCGACGUGUCCUCGAAAUCGGACGAAUUCUUACCAUCCGUUAUGACAUGUGUCAACUACUUAAAACUGCCUGAUUAUUCAACUUUGGAAAUAAUGCGAGAAAAGCUUAGAAUAGCUGCUCAAGAAGGCCAACACUCGUUCCACCUGUCCUAGAGAUGGACGAGCAAGAAGCAACAGUUUUUCUUUUUUUCUUACUCCCAGCUCGGUUUGAUGUCACAAAAUCGCAACAAGCAAUAUAAAUUUGUCGAAACAACUCGCAUACCUGAAAAUACUAAUAUUCAUACGAGUAGCUGAAAAAUUCUUGUUUUUUUUUUUUUUUAAUACUUAUUUAAACAUUUCAUAAUAUUUUCCAUGCCAAUUCAGCAUUCAUUUUUUUUGUACGCCUUAACAAUUUGGAGUUGUGAUAAACAAUAAUUUUUAAUUAAAAAUAAAUGAAGUGAGAAUAAUGUUUUAAUGCCAGAAUGCAAGCUAAAAAAAUUGAAAAUUACUGAUCUGACUUAUUUCCUUAAGCAGGAGUAAAAAAGAAGUAGAAUCUGCUGCGAGUAAAAAAAUAAAGAAAUAAAAAAGAAAGAAAAUGAUAUAAGCGUUGUACAUAUAAAGUUUAAUUAUCUCGAUAUAGUUUGAUAUACACACGUCUAUAUAAAUACUUUAUAUAAUAGCGAACGAAAAGUUUGAUUUAAAAAAUAAAGUAUAAUAAAAAGAUACCAUUCUAAUAAUGAACCAAUACUACAAUUGAAAAGACGUUCUGCCUAGGUGUAACAUAAAAAAAAAAAUUUUAUAUAAAUAUAUAUAUCAUCGAUGCAACUCGCGUGUCUCCGUGUAUGACAAAGAUUUCACCCAUCUCUCCCAGCCCUGCUGCUCUCGUCGAGCCGAUCGUUGUUGGUGUAAGAACGAGCUCGCGUUUUUCGUGGUGAGAAGCAAAUAUAUUAUAAUGAAACAAAGAAUGAAUCACAAGGCGUGUGCUACAUCGAGUUAGUACAUAAUUUCGAUAAAUAAAAAGGGCUUUGGUGAAAACCCAAGCCUAAACGUAUGUAACAUUAAGUAUAUUGACAGUGAAAGAUAUCGUGUCUCUUGUUCGUUGUUUUCUUUAAUUUUUUUUCUUCAUCCUUUUCAUUUUCUUUUUAGUAACAGAUCUCUCGCGUAUAAAGCCGGUGCUGCUUUGGUCAAGCGAGCAAAGGAUAUACGAAUUUGUAUACAUACUUGAGCGCACGAAGUGCAUUGUUCAUCACAAUGUUUAUCAUUCUGCGUGUCGUCUCAUGAUUAUUUGAUACCUCUUGUAGACGGAUAGUUUUUAUUAUUUAGUUGUGUAUUAAGGGUGCAGCCAGCAUCACCAGACCACAAGUUUCGUAUUGAGCUUUAUCGAGACAUUUUAUUGUAAAUGUUUUUUUGUUUCAUUUUUAAUAUUGUCAUAAUUUAAUAUUGAUUUUUGAUUUUUGUUUCAAUGUAUAACUAGUAUUUACGUCCAUAACAUUCAAAGGAGUUUCAAAUAUCAUUUCAUGUAAAAAAUUUUGAAUCCAUUGUAAUAAAGAGCAACAUUGCAGUUUACACCUUACAUUAUGGUCUGAUGGUGAAUAACGGAGUGAACAACACUUUGUAAAGCCAUUAAUUAUUUUUAUUACAUUUUGAUUAAGAGAAUCGUUACGAAAAAAAAGUACACAGUUAUGUCAAAAGAAUUGGAAUCGUGCAAACGAAAGAGACAAGUGAUACGCGCGAUCGUUGUGCGAAAAAAGUUAACUUAGUUACAGUAAAAAAAUAAGUCUUAAGAUCCAUCAUUAAGUGCGUAUUGGUUCUAAGUGGUGAUUCACACACAAAAUUUUCUUAUUUAACACAAACUGUAUUUAUAUGAAUUCUUUUAUCUUUUUCAUUUUAUUUAGCAAAAAUUGGGUUUUUAUGACAUUUUAUUCUUUUCAUCAAAAAAUGGAAUUAAAAAAUGUAAGAAAUACAAUACAAAAUUUUUCGUAAAUAU